Molecule: messenger RNA, 2026 nt
Organism: Moneuplotes crassus
Lineage: Eukaryota; Ciliophora; Spirotrichea; Euplotida; Euplotidae
Source: the annotation of a GenBank genome assembly
AUGGAACCACAGAGCUUAAGAAUCCUUAUCAUAGGUAGCAUCGCACAGAAGGAAUGCAGCCCCAAAUCGCAAAUCGAGAAGCUUGAGAAAUUUCUUAAUAAUCUUGUCAAGAAAAAUGGCAAUUUUGACCACAUUUUCUGAGUAGGAUCUGUACUUGGAGCUGAGGCUAAAGCCAUGAACGAUUUCAAACCCUAUAUCAAAGGGCAAAAAGAAUUCAGUGAAUCAUGAAAAGUUAAAUUCAUCGAUAGCUCCCCAAUGAUUGGUCCAUUCAUGCAUAGUAAGCCAGAAGGCCAUGAAAUUUUCAAAAACUUCUCCUUCCUCGGGAGAAGUGGAAUAUUUGAGGACAAAAAUGGGUUCAGACUUGCAUAUCUUAGCGGAAAAGAUAACGAUCUCUACGAAAACAGAACAAUGAUUCUGGACGGUAACAAAGAGCUCAACGAUGUGAAAUACACUAGCAAUCAUUUCACAUCAGAAGAUAUCACUAAGAUACUGGAAGAUUACAAAAAGAUUGUAGAAAAGUCAGGAAAACCAGGUGUUGAUCUCUUCCUCUGCAACCAGUGGCCUAUAAACAUCCUGAAAUAUACGAGCGAUGAGUUUCCUGAUUUAUAUUUCAAUUUCUCAACGAAGAUAGCCCAGGUGGUUAACAAGGUUAGCCCAAGAUAUGUCAUAACUUCUUCAUGAGGAAAGGACUUGUUUUACCAAAGAAAUGUCUUCAUGAAUAACGAAGGGUUCGCAACGAGGUUCGUGUCGCUGAGUAGUCUGCCAAAUCCUGACUCAAAAACAGCAUUCAAGGAUAAGUACCUCCACGCUCUGAGCAUCAAGCCAUUGGUGCAUUCGACCCUUGAGGAACUUACUGAGACCGAAUUUGGAGGUGCUACUGAUCAGUCUAAACUAGCCCCUGGUCUAAGAAACCCAUUUCUCCCGCCUAAAGGCGGUGAUAGUGAUGACUACUUGAUCCAAGAGAAGCUUCAACUUGGGGUUAAACUCAUGGAAGAGAGAAAGCUCACAAAAGAUGAUGACCAUGAAGAUAGCGACGAGAGUGUCCAAGAGAUUAGAAACGAAAUCUUUGUUGCCAAUCUUCCGAGAAAAUGUGAUUAUAACGAUCUCAAAGACUUCUGUGCCAGAUAUGGCGAGAUUAGAGAAAUUGAUAUGAAAUACGAUAACAGAACUGGCAAAUUCAGAGGAUUCGCCAUCAUAAAAUAUAACGAAGACUCCUGUGCAGAAGCUGCUGUUGAAGACUCUAACAGAUACAGAAUUCAAGGUAGGAGAAUCUCAAUUUCAUACAACAAAAAGCGUCAAGCGAAGAAGUCUACCAAAACUGGUGAUGAAACUUGCUGGUUCUGCUUUAACAACAAAGAUAUUGAGAGGCACCUUAUCUGUAAUGUGGGAAAGGAGCUAUAUGUUGCACUCCCCAAAGGGCCUGUAGUCGAUCAUCAUUUCUUAAUAAUACCCAAAAAUCAUAUCCAAGGGACUCUUGCUCUUCCAGAAUCAGCUAGAAAUGAACUGGAGAAAACGAAGAAAAUGCUAACAGACUUCAUCACAGAACAUGAUGAGAAUGAUUACUUCAUUUUUGAGAGGAAUUUGCCUUUAAAAUUCGAAAAUGCAAUGCACAUGAAUCUCCAAGUGAUUUCUCUUCCACCAGGUGCAUAUGACCUAGACGAUAGGAUUCAGGAUAUGCUCCGCGCAAGCAUGCUCGAAUUCGAAGUAUUGAGUGGGCCUGUUGAAGAAGCCUUUAGAGAAGAAACCGAGGCUGGAGAGACAGAGAAAUAUUACCUCUACUUUGAAUACCCAGGCUUAAGAACAGCUAAAGGGCGUGGAAAAGUCAGAUUGCUAGUUAAAGUUCCUAAAGAAAGCAACACUAACCACUUAAUGCAACUUGGAAGAGUAAUGGUCUGAGAGCUUCUUGAAGCCAGAGAAAAAGCAAAUUGGAAAGCAUGCGAACUUUCCAAAGAAGAAGAGAUAUCCAUUGUCAAAAAGGUCACUCCAAUGCUUGAAAAAUACAAAUAAUUCAGUUUGCAACGUGUGG